AUGUUGAGCGGCGAGGGUCAGCUUCCAGGCCGCGACUGUCGGCUGCAGCCCAACGACACAAUCACGUUGUGCGUGAGCGGCCAAAUAUUCAUCACUCGCGUUUCCACCCUCUUCCGCCUGCCCUCCAGCCGGCUCUACCUGCUCGCCAGUCGACAGCGUCAGUCGGCCGCCGAGGUCGACGACGACCCGGAGCCGACAUGGCCGGCACGUCGAGUCUCGUCGCCGGCAUGGGCGGCCAGGCCGAGGCAUGCGUCGUAUUCCGACGCUCCGGCAAGAUCGGAUUAUGCCGACGAGGAUGGGACGAGUGACCGGAUCGCGCUGCCUCGUCAAGCCGACGGGACGAAUCUGGCGCCGAUCGGCAUCGAAGCGACCGGUUCAACGGAGCCGCGGAAGGGACAGGCCUAUCGCCAGCUGAAGGAUCACAUGAUCGGCCUGCCCGUGGACCCGUUUUGCCCGGCCAGUCAGUUGGUGAACCACAUCACUCUCACAGCGGCGACCAACACGACGGCGAACAGCAGCAACAACUUCAGCAUCAACGCCGAUGCCAGUCCCACGACCUCAGUCGAGAACACUCUCCAGACGCUGGGGCACAAAUCGAGUCUGCUGCAGAGCAGCCUAGACCUGAGAACGCAUGAAGAGGUACCUGGUCUGCUGCGCCAGCGCAAAUUGUCUCAUCAGGAGGACAUGACGAAGGCGGAUGGCAACCAAACCGUCCACUUGCAGAAGACGUCCUCAGCCGGCCAGUCGGCGGUUUCGGUGCUCCGCGACAAGCCCAUGCUGUCGGGCGGACUCAUGUGCCAUCUCGGUACCGAGGCUCAGUCA
This is a messenger RNA of Protopolystoma xenopodis, 822 nucleotides long. The record is from the annotation of a GenBank genome assembly. Lineage: Eukaryota; Metazoa; Platyhelminthes; Monogenea; Polystomatidea; Polystomatidae.